UGGCUACUGUUAAACUUAACCUGCUUGCCCUCAUUUUUCUGUUUCUUUCACUCCUUCCUUGUUUUGCAUUUGAAUGCCUUUGGCUGAUGAUUGGACCCUGUUUGCCUAACUGGUUAGAGAGGAAUCCCCUUUCUCUACUCAAUCUGGAUUCUGUUUGGACUCAAUAAUUCUGUGAUGUUGGAGUUACAGCCCUUAUAAAAAUGAAUGGAUUUGUUGCAGAUGGCCCGUUUUCUAGUGGUUCCUCUUACGUGCUGCUCCUCGCAUUCACGGAAGAUUUAGAAUGCAUCCCUGGAUUCCAACAAAAGGUUUUUCAUAUUGAACACCCGCCUGCAUUCACGGCAGACCGGCCAAUUCUGAAUUUGGUGUUCGACGAUUGUCAAGGAAAUCACAGAUUGAGCUUUGAAGUUUCAAAUCCAGACUUCAAAGUGGAACCCAACGGAGGUUUAGUUGCACUGAGAAACCUAUCAGAAGCUGGCAGGACCUUUUUCAUCCAUGCCCGGUCAGCACAAGCUGAAGAUACAGCAGAGGUAUUGAUCGUUGGCAGAAAAGAAAAGCAUGGUUCUUUAAAGGAAAUCUUUAAAACAGAAGGCAGCGCUGGCAUUGUACGGCAAAGGAGGUCUAUUGUGGCAACCCCGAUCUUAAUCCCUGAAAAUCAGAGACCUCCGUUUCCAAGAACUGUGGGCAGAGUUAUAGACAAUGACAGACCCGAGGGAUCAAAAUUCCGAAUAUUUGGGAAAGGAGUGGAACAGGAGCCAAGGGGAACUUUUGUAAUUGAUGAGAGCACUGGAGAAGUCAAGGUGACACGGUCGCUGGACAGAGAAGCAGUUGCCACAUAUCAGCUCCAGGUGGAGAUCACCGAUGCCAGCGGGAAAAGCAUAGAAGGCCCCGAGCCUUUAGACAUCGUUGUUAUUGACCAGAACGACAACCGGCCACUUUUCCGGGAAGGGCCAUACGUUGGGCACAUCAUGGAAGGGUCUCCUACAGGAAGCACGGUAAUGCACGUGACUGCUUUUGAUGCCGACGACCCAGCGACAGAUAAUGCUCUGUUGAGAUAUAACAUCCUCAAGCAAACGCCAGACAAGCCCUCUCCAAACAUGUUCUUUAUCGACCCAGACAAAGGGGACAUCGUCACGGUGGUGUCACCUGCCUUGCUGGACCGUGAAACCAUGGAAAGCCCAAAGUAUGAACUAAUCAUAGAAGCAAAGGACAUGGCCGGCCUGGAUGUUGGAUUAACGGGCACAGCGACAGCAACAAUAAUUGUCGACGAUAAAAAUGAUCAUGCCCCAGAAUUCACCAAGAAAGAGUUCCAAGCCACCGUGAAGGAAGGCAGCACGGGGGUGAUCGUGAAUUUAACUGUUGAAGAUCGGGACGACCCAGCGACAGGAGCCUGGAGAGCGGUUUACACCAUCAUCAAUGGGAACCCAGGACAAAGCUUUGAAAUCCAUACCAAUCCUGAGAAUAACGAAGGGAUGUUGUCUGUUGUCAAGCCUUUGGACUAUGAGAUUUCAGCUUUCCACACACUGCUAAUCAAGGUAGAAAAUGAAGACCCGCUGGUUCCAGAUAUCUCCUAUGACACUAGUUCUACUGCAACGGUUCAGAUCACUGUUCUGGAUGUCAAUGAAGGCCCUGUUUUCCACCCAAACCCAAUGACUGUCACCAAACAAGAAAACAUUCCUAUUGGAAGUGUUGUGUUGACUGUCAAUGCCACUGAUCCAGAUACCUUGCAACAUCAGACUAUAAGAUAUUCUAUUGCCAAAGAUCCAGCAGACUGGUUGGAGAUCAACCCUACAAAUGGUACUGUUCGCACCACGGGUAUUCUCGACCGUGAAUCGCCAUUUGUCUUCAACAAUGUGUACACAGCAUACUUUCGGGCAAUAGACAGUGGUAGCCCAUCUGCAACAGGUACAGGGACACUGCAGAUUAUUUUGGAAGAUGUGAAUGACAACGCCCCCACUCUUUAUCAAACAGUAUCAAGUGUCUGCGAAGAUGCAAAAGAUGUGAAAGUCAUCUUUGGAGCCUUAGAUAAAGACAUCCGCCCCAACACAGACCCAUUCAAAUUUGAGUUGAGCAAACAGUCUGGACAGGAUAAAGUAUGGAAAAUCACCAGAAUCAACAAUACCCACGCUCAGGUCACCUUGCCUCAAAACUUGAAGAAGGCCAACUACAACAUCCCUAUUUUGGUGCAAGAUUCGGGAAAGCCUCCGCUAACGAGCACAACGGACCUAAAAAUCCAGGUCUGCUCCUGCACGAAAUACAAAUUUGAGUGCAGUGCAUCUUCCACCCUUCACAUCAGCCCGCUCCUAAUCUUCGCUAUGCUCUUCAGUUUAAAUUGUCUGUAACAACUCCUGACACUUGAAGCUGGUCUACUGAGUUGCCAUGGUGACAAGCAAAGGACAAUACCACCCCCAAUCAGAAGAUCACCUUUGACUGUUAUGAUUCCUUCCCUCUUAAGCCUCAGUUACUCCAGAGUUGGCACUUUGCGACCUCACGCCAUCUAUCCUCCCAGCUGCACGAUUGUAUUUGAAAAAAAAAAAAAACCCCAACAACAACAAAACACACACCUCCAGCCUGGCUCUGGCUUACCAAUGGAGUCUUUGCAGAAGACCAGCGGUUGAGACAUGACUGCUCGCCGCCCAGGGGUUGAAAAAGAAGACAGAAAGACCACAUCUUGGAACCCGAUCUUCUGGGAGCAGAAUUACAGAAUGACUUCAUUUUCCCCCUUCUCUCUGUUGACUUGUUGCUAUUCAACUGUUUAAAAAAAAUUGUCCGUGGGUUAGUAUUUGUAUAUGUAUGAGUGUAUGUAUAUGUAUAUAUAUUUAUAGAGAGAGAAGAGAUAUACAAUAGGGUUAGCUUUUGUAUGGCAUUCACCAUAGGCUUGUGGUCGGUGGGGCAGAGAAUAGAAUAGAAGGCACCAUAGCAGAUAACCAGUAACAGCUACAAACACUGUAGAGGCUUCCUGUGCAAGGUUUUAAUCAAACAGAGAUUGCAUAUGGCAGUAGUAACAGGUGCCACAGCCACACUGGUGGCUUUUUAAAAAAACAAUAAGUCUUCUACCACAAUCCUGUCUGACUUGAUGUAUAUUCAUCUACUCUUCCCUUGACCCAGAAGAAUGGUUUUAUU
Molecule: messenger RNA, 3120 nt
Organism: Pogona vitticeps (central bearded dragon)
Lineage: Eukaryota; Metazoa; Chordata; Lepidosauria; Squamata; Agamidae
Gene: CDH13
Product: cadherin 13
Biological process (GO): homophilic cell-cell adhesion; cell-cell adhesion mediated by cadherin; adherens junction organization
Cellular component (GO): catenin complex; adherens junction; plasma membrane
Molecular function (GO): beta-catenin binding; calcium ion binding; cadherin binding
Source: RefSeq, a predicted model, not a curated record